Penicillium vulpinum is the source of this 897-nucleotide messenger RNA. RefSeq names its product F-box domain protein. Gene Ontology annotation, molecular function: protein binding. The record is from RefSeq and is a predicted model, not a curated record. The transcript has 2 exons. The coding region runs from base 1 to 897 and encodes 298 amino acids. Lineage: Eukaryota; Fungi; Ascomycota; Eurotiomycetes; Eurotiales; Aspergillaceae.
AUGGCUUUUGAGACUGACUGCUUCGGCUUGCUCGCAAUGGAGAUACGACUUGAAAUUGCAGGUUACCUCCCUACCGCCGAUUUCCUUAAACUUCGACAUGUAUCGCGAGCGAUGGCAACCCUUUUUGAACUCCAGUCAUUCUGGAAGACGAGAUUUCGAGUCAAUGGAGACCGUGGAUUUCUAGCCUGUCUAGUGGAGGCAGCCCAAAGCCGCAAAAGCAAGAACAAGAACUGGCGAUCAAUUUACCGCUGUACGGCAAGAAUUGAUCAACCAUAUCUUCACCUUUGGGCCCUACGGCGACAGUGGAGAAACAACCGAUGGCUAGCAGAUAGGUAUUCAAUGGUUAAAGGCUCGACCGAUCAAGCUGGCCUUCAAAACAACUUGUUGCUUAGUGCAGUACCCUGGAAGGGGGUUUCUGUUGAAAUUCGCUGCGACAGAAAUUGCAGACAGGGGCAAGACUGGAUGAAGUGUAAAAACUGUUGGGAAGAGCAUGUUCCCGUCAUUCAAUCCGUUGCACUACAAAACAUGAUCGGCUUGGCAGUGUCGAUCUUACUUGAAGGAACAAAAACUUAUAUCACCGGAUUUGAUCUGAUAAGUGCAGACGCAGCAAGCCCGAACAUCACUUUUGGGUACCGAGUACCAGGAAGGCAAGUGAGAAUAAAUCUCCACGGCCAGCAACUACGAGGAUUCACGAUCAUAACGGGUGAUGGUGGAAUCCAUGCAAUCCGUCCUAUCUUCAACACAGACAGCAUUGCGAGUUGGAUAGGUCAACCAGAGAAUGACAACUUGUGCAACUCCACGUGGCUCAUCUUGGAAGAUAACAUCAAGGCUAUUUCAGGGAAAUUCGAUAAAUAUAACCAGAAGCUUAACCUUAAGCUAGUAUUGCCGGAUGGUUAG